GUAUUGGAAAAAAACCUUGAGUUCAGCUUUUACUCUCACUCCAUAACUGGUAGCUCUGAUUAUUUCUGACUUAAGCAUCGGAGUGUCUACCCCGAGAACACACCUCGGGUCUUUGCAGGAUAACGGAAGUGAAGACUUAAGCUCUGGAGUACCUCCCAGUUCUUUGCAACUACAUUGGCGCCGUCUGUGGGAACCCGAGCUAAAAGCCUUAGCUAGUGGCUGUUAUGAUGACUAACGCGCGCUCGACGCACCACGGAAGUCCUCGACAAGGGCAAGCAGGAGAUCAAUCCCUUAGUGGAAACCCCACAUCUCACCCCAUGCCACCCCCUCCAACCCAGCACCAGCAUAUGGAGGAGACCGGAGAUAAUAAUCCAAACUCAGUAGGAAUCCCGAGCAACCCCAUAGCCACCCAACUUAAUGCCAUGCAACAGCAGUUCGGUGUGUUUCAACUCGUGCUCGCCCAACUGUUAGCUAGAGAUAACCCGGGUGACCCCCUCAUUACAUUGUUAAAUCCCACCAACCAAGCACAAAACCACCAGCCUCAGCAAAACGUCAGUUCACCAGUUCGGACUGCCGCCCCACCCCCCAAUGAGUCUCAAGCUCAUUCCCAUAUCGCACCUCAACCUCGACAACCAUCUCAACCGGCUGCCUUAGACCUACCCAGUCAACCGCACCUGAAACAAGCGGUGCUCGACAACCGAAGUCCCAACAUCCCGCCUCAGCAAAGCUCUGCCCCCAUCUCUACCCCUCUCAACACCAACAUUAUUCAUGAACCUUACCCACUUGGGUUUAGAAUGCCUCAGUUCGAGACAUAUGACGGUACCAAGGACCCUGACGACCACUUGCACGCCUUCUACUCUGUCAUGCAAGCCCAAAACGCUUCAGACGCCUUGAUGUGCAAGAUAUUCCCUUCUACCCUGCGCGGAAACGCGCGGACUUGGUACUACAGCUUGCCGCCGAACUCGGUUAGUUCUUACGCCGAGCUAGCAGUGUCCUUUGCCACGAAGUUUUCCAGUCGCCGGCUGAUCAAGAAAACAACAUCUGAGCUCAUGCGGGUAGCCCAGAGAGAAGGUGAAUCCUUGAAGAACUAUAUGAACAGAUUCAAUGAUACGGUGCUGGAAAUCGGCUCAUUUAGCCCCGCUGUCGGGCUAGCUGCAUUAACCCAGGGCCUCAGACAUGAGAGGUUUCGAGACAGCCUCAUAAAGCACGCCCCUUCCACGUUUGAUGAAGCCAACGAACGAUCCUGGAAAUUUAUCCAAGCAGAGGAAUAUGCUUUAUCUGGCAAACCAGCUCCAAAUAAAGAGGUUAGACCUCCGAUCUGGAGAGAUGAAGGACAGAACAAGAAAAGAUUUAAACCCACACAAUACCGGGGCCCUUUCCCACCUAAGCCGGAUCGACCUCCGAUACCUAACCCGCAGCCUAUGGCAAAGCAAGUUGCUUGGACUCCGUUUAACUUGCCGAGGUCCCACAUCUUAAUGCAGAUCAAAAACAAGAUGGAGCUCAGAAGGCCUCUUCCUAUGCGAAGCUCACCCGCCUCAAGAGAUCAAAGCAAGUAUUGUGACUUCCACCAGGAUCAUGGCCAUACCACUGAGGAAUGCAACAGUUUGAAGUCGGAGCUCGAAGGUUUAGCUCGGAAAGGGUUGUUAAAUGAGUACGUCUCUAACCGGGACCAGCUCAAGUUCGUCCGAGAGCAGGGACGACCUCAACCAUCUCGAGAUGUAAACAACCGAACUGGAGUUGGAUAUCAACAACCACCACCCCCACUCCCCCCACCCUCACGCAUCAUUCACAUGAUAACAGGAGGACCGGAAGCUGGGGGAACGAGCUCAAAGCAGCAGAAGCUCUAUGUGCGAGAGGUGAAGCACCACAACCGGGCUCAAAAAAGAAAAUUUGAUGAGACAGACUGGAAAAACCAACCUAUCACUUUCAGUUCUACUGAUUUCGACGGUGUUGUCACACCACACAACGAUCCGUUGGUCACUUCGAUCACGGUCAAUAAUUGUGAAGUUCAGCGCGUCCUUGUAGACACAGGAAGUGCUCCGGACAUCAUGUACUACCACUGCUUCGAAAGCCUUGGCCUCGAUCCUGCCCUUCUACAGAAGUAUGACGGCCCCAUCUACGGCUUCAACAAUCAACCAGUGCCUGUGGAAGGAAUCCUCAAACUUAAUGUAGCAUUUGGCUCAGGUCGAACCUAUGUAACCCCCUCAGUCCGGUUUUUGGUAGUAAAGAUGGCCUCAUCCUUCAACAUUGUCAUAGGGAGGCCAACCCUGACUGAAAUUAGAGCGGUUGUCUCACAAUCUCACCUAUGCAUGAAAUUCCCCACCCCCACCGGCGUGGCGACGUUGCGCGGGAACCAGGAAAUAGCUCGGCACUGUUACAUGACCUCGGUCUCCCGACCUCGGAGAAACGAGCAAUUAGCCAACCUAGAGCCCACUCAGCCUGAACUCCCAGCCACGCAGCACGUAAUGGGUGUCGAACUGUUGGAUAGCAGACCUGAAGGCGAAGCCAGAGCCACUCCGGCAGAAGAGGUGGAGGAGGUGCAGCUUGACGACAAUGAUCCCACUAAAAAGACAAAGAUCGGCACCAAGCUGAACUCCAAAGACCGAGCAGAGCUGAUUGACUUCCUGAAAUCGAACAGAGACGUGUUCGCCUGGACCUCAGCUGAUAUGCCAGGCAUACCCACUUCGGUUGUGGUCCACAAGUUAAGCACUCACCCCUUGAAGAAGCCCGUAGCCCAGAAAAGACGCCUGUUCGGCGGAGAGCGGUUGGAAACCAUCAAAUCAGAAGUACAGAAACUCCUGCAAGCCGGGUUUGUAAGAAGGGUAGACUACUGCGAAUGGGUUGCCAAUCCCGUUCUAGUCAAGAAGUCAAACGGGCAAUGGAGAAUGUGCGUUGACUACACGAAUCUAAAUGACGCUUGCCCCAAGGACUGCCAUCCCCUGCCGAGUAUAGAUAGGCUGGUGGAAUCCGCGUCCGGAAAUGAACGACUUAGCCUUUUAGACGCUUAUUCAGGAUAUCAUCAGGUCCACAUGGCCCCCGAAGACGAGGUGAAGACCUCCUUUUACGCAGGUGACGAGAUCUACUGCUAUAUAAUGAUGCCGUUCGGACUCAAGAACGCUGGGGCCACAUACCAGAAGAUGGUGACGAUCGUGUUCCGAGCUCAGAUCGGCAGAAAUCUCGAAGUCUACGUUGAUGACGUAGUAGUCAAAAGCCUCAAAGCAGAGGACCACUUAACUGACCUGGCAGAAACAUUUAACAACCUCAGAACACACCGCAUGAAAUUGAACCCAGCCAAGUGUGUCUUUGGUGUCGAAUCAGGCAAAUUUCUCGGGUUCAUGGUCUCUCGGAGAGGAAUCGAAGUCAACCCUGAGAAAAUCAAGGCGAUAGAAGAGAUGAAGCCCCCGAAGUCAAUUAAGGACGUGCAGCGUCUAGCAGGGAGAAUCGCAGCUCUGCACAGGUUUGUCUCGAAAUCUGCAGAAAAAUGCUUGCCGUUCUUCAAAAUUUUGAGAUCAGUCGCCCAUAAAGACGAAGCAGGGAAGUCCAAGAAGUUUGAAUGGACCUCAGAGUGCCAAGCCGCCUUCAAUGACCUCAAGUCGUACCUCGGCUCAACACCACUGUUAACCAAGGCCGAAGAAGGCGAACUCCUUUACCUCUAUCUAGGAGUCGCUGAUGCGGCAGUAAGCUCCGUCUUAGUCAAAGAGAUAGGUAAACAGCAGAAGCCGGUAUACUAUGCCAGCAAGGUCCUCCAAGGAGCCGAACUGCGAUACUCAAUUGCAGAAAAGGCAGCUCUAGCGCUAGUCACCACGGCACGAAAACUGAGGCCCUACUUCCAGGCUCACCCCAUUGUGGUCUUAACCGACCAACCCUUAAGACAGAUCUUGCAGAAGCCGGAAUGUUCGGGCAGACUUAUUAAAUGGGCAGUGGAGUUGGGUGAAUUCCAGAUAGCAUUUCAGCAGAGGUCGUCAAUUCGGGCUCAAGCCUUGGCCGAUUUUGUCGUCGAAUGCACCUCGAACUCCGAAACCAUCACUUCUGAACCUGAGCAAUGGACCCUCUAUGUGGAUGGGUCGUCGAGCACCAGAGGGUCAGGGGCCGGAGCGGUGUUGAUAGGGCCAGGAAGCUUCCGAAGUGAGCAUGCCCUGAAAUUCAACUUCGAAGCAACAAAUAAUAUGGCCGGAUACGAGGCACUUCUCCUCGGACUUCGCUUAGCAGCUGAGUUGAAGGUCAGAUCUCUGCAAGUUUACAGUGACUCACAACUCAUAGUCAACCAAGUCAACUCUACAUGCGAGGUCACAGAUCCCACCCUCGCCAAAUACUUAGCUGUGGCUCUGAAGCUCCAAAGCCAAUUUGAAAGAUUUCAACUCACUAAAAUCUCAAGAUCCGAAAAUGGUCAUGCUGAUUCGCUAUCAAAGUUAGCUUCUGACUGCUCAAGUGGAUUGAGGUCAGUUUUUGUCGAAGUCCUAGAUGAACCAAGCUUCCAGAGGUCGCAGGUGAUGGAGGUCAGUACAGACCUCGAUGCCCCCAGCUGGACCGAUCCCAUUAAAGCUUAUCUCCAGGAUGGGACUGUCCCAACUAACAAACAAGAGGAGAUGAAGUUGCGACGAAAGGCAUCUCGGUACACCCUGGUGGAUGGUACCCUAUAUAAGAGGUCAUACUCGCUCCCCCUUCUUCGUUGUUUAACUCCUUAUGAGGCCGAAUACGCACUUCGUGAGGUGCAUGAGGGCGUAUGUGGGAGUCAUGUCGGAGCUCGAGCCCUGGCCCACAAGGUACUUCGGCAGGGAUACUACUGGCCAAACAUGCAAGAAGAUGCCAAGCAGCACGUCCAGAAAUGCCCGAAGUGCCAAUUCUUUGCACAUCUCACCCACCAGCCAGCAGAGGAACUCACCGCCUUAGUAACGCCGUGGCCCUUUGCACAAUGGGGCAUCGACCUCCUAGGUCCUUUCGUGAAGGGAACAGGGGGUGUAACACACUUAGUCGUGGCAGUCGACUAUUUCACUAAAUGGGUAGAAGCCCGACCUCUGUCCAGCCUGACCUCCAGAAAGAUCGAAGACUUUGUUUUCAGUUCGGUCAUAUGCAGAUAUGGGAUCCCCAACCAAGUUGUCGCCGACAACGGACCUCAGUUCAACUGCACCUCGUUCAAAGACUUUUGUACCAGCUAUGGGAUUAAGUUGGUGUUCACUUCUGUUUACCAUCCUGAGGCAAACGGAAUGGUUGAGUCUGUCAAUAAGGCCAUCCUAGAAGGAAUUAAGCCAAGGCUAGACCAAGUCAAAACCAAGUGGGCGGACGAGCUCAACAAUGUUCUAUGGGCCUACCGAACUACGAGCCGGACAGCCACAGGCGAAACGCCCUACCACUUGGCUUUCGGGACUGAGGCAGUCAUCCCUGUUGAAAUGGGCGUCCCAAGCCUACGAGUGACCCACUUCGACGCAGCUCGAAAUGAGCAGUUGCUGAGAGAAAACCUCGAUUUCUUGGACGAAGUCCGCGAGGAAGCUCGACUUCGGACAUUAGCAUACAAACAGAAGUUGGCCAACUCAUACAAUAGACGAGUUCGACCUCGGACCUUUAGAGUUGGUGACCUCGUCCUCAGAAAGGCAGGACUCACCGGCUUCGAAACUCGCUUCGGCAAACUUGCGCCCAAUUGGGAAGGCCCAUAUGUAGUGGCUGAAAUCCCACACCCCGGCGCUUACAUACUUGUAGACACCGAAGGUAAAAGAAUACCUAGGGUUUGGAAUGUAAAUAAUUUAAAAAAGUUUUAUCCGUAAUAAAGCUUCAUUUUACCCAAAUUCUUCUCAACUGAGAUCGAAUUCUUAUCUCGACUUACACCUUGUCUUUAAAGUUACAUUCUAAUCUCUUCCUAUCCGAGGUCAGACAGUUAUUUUUUAAGUUCAUUACAAAUUUUCAAUAAAUAAUGCCGCAAUAA
This is a messenger RNA of Rubroshorea leprosula, 5917 nucleotides long. NCBI's taxonomy places the organism in Eukaryota, Viridiplantae, Streptophyta, Magnoliopsida, Malvales, Dipterocarpaceae. The record is from the annotation of a GenBank genome assembly.